Molecule: messenger RNA, 3010 nt
Organism: Corvus hawaiiensis (hawaiian crow)
Lineage: Eukaryota; Metazoa; Chordata; Aves; Passeriformes; Corvidae
Product: medium-chain specific acyl-CoA dehydrogenase, mitochondrial-like
Exons: 12
Coding region: 45-1394 (449 amino acids)
Biological process (GO): fatty acid beta-oxidation; medium-chain fatty acid catabolic process
Cellular component (GO): mitochondrion
Molecular function (GO): medium-chain fatty acyl-CoA dehydrogenase activity; flavin adenine dinucleotide binding
Source: RefSeq, a predicted model, not a curated record
CGCACCGCCCUGUUCGGGGAGCACCGCCCUGUUCGGGGGCGGGGAUGGUGCGGCCGCCCCGCAGCGCUGCAGCCGCCGCAGCGAUGUCCGCGCUCAGCGCCGGCCGGCUGCUCCGAACCCUGGUUUGGCCUGGCUGGAGGUUGCACUCCAGCAAACCUGCCCAAAAUGUGCACCUGAGCAAACCUGGGAAUGGGUUCAGCUUCGAACUGACAGAUGAACAGAAGGAAUUCCAAGCUACUGCCCGGAAAUUUGCUCUGGAGGAGAUUAUUCCUGUUGCUGCACAGUACGACAGGACUGGGGAGUAUCCUGUGCCACUCAUCAAACGGGCCUGGGAGCUUGGGCUGAUGAAUUCCCACAUCCCAGAGAGCUGCGGUGGGCUGGGGCUGGGCACCUUCGAGGCAUGUCUGAUCACGGAGGAGCUGGCGUACGGAUGCACCGGGGUGCAGACGGCCAUCGAGGCCAAUUCCCUGGGGCAAAUGCCUGUGAUCAUCGCUGGGAACGAGCAGCAACAGAAAAAAUACUUGGGCAGAAUGACAGAGGAGCCCCUGAUGUGUGCUUACUGUGUGACGGAGCCAGGCGCGGGCUCGGAUGUGGCCGGGAUCAGAACUCGGGCGGAGCGGAAGGGGGAUGAGUACGUCAUCAAUGGACAGAAGAUGUGGAUCACCAAUGGUGGGAAGGCCAACUGGUACUUCCUGCUUGCCCGCACCGAUCCUGACCACCGGGCCCCAGCCAGCAAAGCCUUCACAGGCUUCAUCGUGGAGGCCGACAGCCCUGGGAUCCAGAUUGGCAGGAAGGAGCUCAACAUGGGCCAGCGCUGCUCGGACACGCGUGGGAUCGUCUUUGAGGAUGUGCGAGUCCCCAAAGAGAACGUGCUGAUCGCGGAGGGCGCCGGCUUCAAGAUCGCCAUGGGCGCCUUUGACAAGACCAGGCCCCCGGUGGCAGCGGGGGCUGUGGGGCUGGCGAGGCGAGCACUUGACGAGGCCACGAGGUACGCGCUGGAGAGGAAAACCUUCGGGAAACCCAUUGUGGAGCACCAGGCCGUGGCAUUCCUGCUGGCAGAGAUGGCCAUGAAGGUGGAGCUGGCCCGGCUGGGGUACCAGCGUGCAGCCUGGGAGGUGGAUGCUGGCCGCCGCAACACCUUCUACGCCUCCAUUGCCAAGGCCUUCGCUGGGGACGUCGCCAACCAGGUGGCCACUGAUGCUGUGCAGAUUUUUGGGGGCAAUGGCUUCAACACAGAAUAUCCUGUGGAGAAGCUCAUGAGGGAUGCCAAAAUCUAUCAGCCCACAGACAUCCCUAAUCCCCAGUGCUUUUUCUGCAAUGUUAUUGCCAAGAAAUUAUUCCAUGCCAGAAUUCCUCUGUUGGUUCCAGUUUGUUAUUCAGCAGGAAUGAAUUAAUUUCAUUAGGAAACCCAGCGACCUUCACCUUUUCCCUCUUUCCAACAUUAACCAUGAUUGACUGGAACUGAUCCAAACAGGUCUCAGGGAACAUAUAUGGCCCUGACCUGUCACCAAGUGACCACAGCUGCUGAGAUUCCAGGUGGUUGACAUUCCAUUUACAGCUGACUUUAAAAUUCCAACUGUUCUCACCAGCCAGGAAUUUUUCCUUCUCCAAGGACAGAAAGCAGAUGUUUGGAACUGAGAAGUUCUCAGUCCUGAUUUCAGUCCUGCCAGGAAGGGACUGAACAAGCUAUGAGACUUUGUCAGAAUCGGGCUCUUCUCCUGUUCUGGGGUUGUUUUCCACCAAGAUCCUCCAUCACACAGUUCCAUCAUCAAUGCAUGGCCAAGCAUGCUGAGGUUUUGAAAUUGUUCAAAUUACUCUGAUUUAGUGUGAAAUUUGGGGUGUUUUUCCUGUUCCACUCCAUCCCUGCAAGAACCUGGGAAAGGGGCUGGACCUUACAAUUCCAGCAGCUCUACUUGGAGAAGCUUUGUGCAGUUUGGGGAGUAUUAUCCUGAUUUUGUGACUGCAGAGAAAGUGGAUUUGCAGGUGUGGGAGUGAUUUGCCAAAGCAACUUUGGGCAGGAUUGGGAGCUGAAACACUGAAAUGCCCAAAUUCUACUGUCCUGAAGCUGCCCUGGGCUGUAACUGGGGAAUCCCUGGAUCUCUCCUGUGCCGGGCACACAUGGGUGUUUGGAUACCUGGGGAGCCCCUGGAUCCCUCCUGCACUGAACACACACACCUGUAUGUGCUUAUUGCCUGCUAUGGGUCAUUGUCACACUAAUUUUUCCCAGUUUUCCCUCCUCCUGCCCCCGGCUUAGUGCAGGGAGGGGUCACAGGUGUGCAGACUCUGGUCAAACACCUUUCCCAGCUCCUGGCUCACCCGUCUCUGGUUCUCCCCACAGAUCUACGAGGGCACGGCACAGAUCCAGCGGGUGAUCAUCGCCCGUGAGCAUCUGGGCAGGUACAAGGCCUGAGGGAUGCAACAGCUCCAGGCCUGGUAUUCCAGGGAAAGGGACUGUGCUGCAUUUCUCCAUUAGAAAAACAUGGGAAAACCCCUUUUCGGUCAAACUCCUGUUCUGGUGCCUGAUCCAGCACAGGCUCUGGGACCCCACCCAUCCCCUGAGCCCAUCCCACUGAUUGAACAUCUCAAAUAUCCCUAAAUCCCAUAGGGAUCAUAUCGCUCUCCCCAAAUCAACCUUUGGCUUUCAGCAGCAAAGGAGACAAAACCUUUCCCCAGCAAACCUGGAUGAGCAAAGAGUGAAACAAAUUCUCAUUUUUUAAAAUUUAUUUUUAACAGUGAGAGCAAAAAUACAGCACAUCCCAGGGGUCGGAUUUGGGGUGUUUCCAUGUUUUUAAUGGCAUGGAUAGGCUCUCUUUGUUUAUCCCCGGGGCUUGGGUGAUAGCAACUGGAUCAACCUCAGGGAACUUAAAAAACCUGACUUUUCCUCCUGUGGAGGGGCCCAGCUGGCUUUGGCACUUAGGCUCCAGGGCCCCAGUUCCCAACAUCCAUAGGAAACACUGUGGGUUUGGAGCCUUUCAACAGCCAGAUCUAAAUAAAAACUAAAGUGAGUCCA